This is a messenger RNA of Cavenderia fasciculata, 90 nucleotides long. RefSeq lists its product as uncharacterized. The annotation marks the transcript as partial. The transcript has 2 exons. The record is from RefSeq and is a predicted model, not a curated record. NCBI's taxonomy places the organism in Eukaryota, Evosea, Eumycetozoa, Acytosteliales, Cavenderiaceae.
UUAGUUAAUCAUCAACGUUUAUCACAUUGUUUGUUUAGUCUAUUAAUAACACACAGUAUUCGUUUAGAGACAGAGCUUUGUCUAUCAUAA